Molecule: messenger RNA, 882 nt
Organism: Fusarium pseudograminearum CS3096
Lineage: Eukaryota; Fungi; Ascomycota; Sordariomycetes; Hypocreales; Nectriaceae
Exons: 2
Coding region: 1-882 (293 amino acids)
Cellular component (GO): intracellular anatomical structure
Molecular function (GO): oxidoreductase activity, acting on NAD(P)H, oxygen as acceptor
Source: RefSeq, a predicted model, not a curated record
AUGGCUCCCGCUAUCGUCUCAGACAUCGAGCUCCCGGCCAAUGUGCCCGAGUCCCAAAAGACACCCGCCUCAAAAGCAUCAACCUACAAGCUCUUCUCACUCGAGAACAAGACCAUCGCCAUCACAGGAGGAGCCCGUGGUCUGGGUAUUACCCUAGCACUCGCCGUUGUUGAAGCUGGUGGCAGUGUAGCCUGUCUAGACAUUCUCGAAGAGCCAUCGCAAGCAGAGUGGGCACAGCUCAACAAGAUCGCCACAGCCAACAAAGUGUCUGUGUCUUACCGGAAAUGCGAUGUUACAGAAGAGCAAUCUGUCGAGAUAGCGAUGAAGGAGAUUGCAGCCGAAGCCGAAAAGUUUGGAGCGCCUUUCUGGGGGACCAUAGCUUGUGCCGGUAUCCAGCAGCAAAUUGCAGCGCUUGACUAUCCUGCUGCCGACUUUGACCGAAUUCUGCGAGUCAAUGUGACUGGUGUCUUUAAUACUUGCAAGUAUGCUGCAAGAGUACUACGAGAAAACAACAGCCCUGGCAGCAUUGUGAUUAUUGGCAGCAUGUCGGGCAGCAUUGCUAAUCGAGGCCUUUCUUGCACAGCAUACAACUCCAGUAAAGCUGCAGUCCAGCAAAUGUGCCGAUCGGUCGCUCAGGAAUGGGGUCAAUACGGUAUCCGAGUCAACACAUUGUCUCCCGGCUACAUUCGAACUGCCAUGACAGACCAGUUGCUCCGAGAGAACCCCGAGGUCGAGAAGACGUGGAUGGCUGGUGCUCUGCUGGGACGUUUAGGCGCCCCCGAGGACUUCAAAGCGCCAGCUGUGUUUUUGCUAUCUGAGGGUGCUUCUUUUGUGACAGGAACCGACCUGCGGGUAGAUGGAGGUCACUGCGCAUCUGCAUAG